Messenger RNA from Ascoidea rubescens DSM 1968, 3462 nucleotides. Its product is annotated as lipid-binding protein. The transcript has a single exon. The record is from RefSeq and is a predicted model, not a curated record. Lineage: Eukaryota; Fungi; Ascomycota; Saccharomycetes; Ascoideales; Ascoideaceae. The coding region runs from base 1 to 3462 and encodes 1153 amino acids. Gene Ontology annotation, molecular function: lipid binding.
AUGGCUACUCCCUUAUCUUCCUCAAAAACUUCUUUAGUAGCUGCUGACAACGUCAGCAAUACUAAUGGUACCUCCAAAAGUAUCAAUCAACCUCAGCAACCUGUUGUCAAAAAAAGAGUCCCCAAAUCUGCAAACUUCAGAGGUUGGAAAGAAACUGUAGGCUGGCUGGAAUUUGAUAUCCUCUCUCUAGAAGACGAAUUGGACGAUCUAUUAAACACUCCAACUCAUCUUGACAAUCUCUUGCCCGAUUUCGCCUAUGGUGAUUGGUACCACAAUGUUGCUAUUUUCAUUUUAGCUGGCUUGACAUGUUUUAUCUUGGGCAAAUUCAAAUUUUCCCUCGCUCCUGUCUUCCCAUUCAUGGUCAUCUUCUCUUUAUACUACAGAACCCAAAUUAGAAAGUACAGAUCAAACCUUCGAGAACAAGCUCAAAGAGCGUUCUCCAUCAAAAGAAUCGAAAACGACUAUGAAACAAUGGACUGGCUAAACACUUUUCUAGACAAAUUCUGGCUAUACCUAGAACCCUCAAUUUGCCAAAUCGUUUGUGACCAGGCAAAUCCAAUUCUAGCUUCUUUGCCUCAAAUUCCUCCAUUCGUUACAGGUAUCUGGAUAGACACUCUAACUUUAGGAACCAAACCCUUUAGAAUAGAACACGUCAAAACCUUUCCACGAACCUCUGACGAUGUCGUUGUCAUGGACUGGUCUGUCUCAAUGACCCCCAACGAAAUCUCUGACAUGAACAACAAACAAUUGAAGAACCAUGUUAAUCAAAAAUUCGUCAUCAAAAUCAAACUAUUCAAUUUCAUAACCUUUCCCAUAGUCGUUGAAGAUGUUGCCUUUCACGUAACUGUAAGAGUUCGUAUCAGAAUGAUGUCCAGUUAUCCCAACAUUGACACUGUCAACGUUUCCUUGCCUGAAUUUCCAAAAUUCGAUUUUGUCUCAAAGGUCUUUGGCCAAGGUAUCUUCAACUGGGAAGUUCUAUCAGUUCCUGGCUUAUUACCUCUAAUCAACGACAUGAUCCUCAAAUUUGCUGGCCCAAUUCUUUUCAACCCCUUUUCUUUCCAAUUAAACAUCGAAGAAUUACUAAAAGGUAAUCUUACUGGUGCCAUCGGCGUCCUAACCAUCCUACUUAAAGACGCCAAAGAUAUCAAACUAUUUGAUCAAACCUCUGGCAACACAAUCGAUCCUUACCUUACCUUUAACUUCAAUGGCCCAACCUUGGCUAAAUCAAAAACCAUUGAAGACACUUGUGAUCCGGUUUGGAACGAAUCAAUCUACAUCCUAGUUAACUCUCUAGCCCAACCUCUACAAAUGAUCUGCUAUGAUUUUAACGAUGACAGAAAAGAUGUUCAAAUGGGAACAAUCAACUUCGAUAUCCAAUCUCUAAAGACUUCUCCAACUCAACCAAAUCUAGCUGUCCCUCUAUUAAGAAACAACAAACCUGUUGGCACUUUGUUCUUUGAUCUAAAUUACUCUCCUGUCUUGGAAGGUAAAAGAUUAAUUGAUGGAUCAACUGAACCUCCUCCAGAACUAAAUACCGGUAUUGCUAGAAUUGAAAUCAAUGAAAUCAAAAUCGAAAACCCUGAAAACCCAAACACUUUUGUUGAAUUGUACAUCAACAAAGAACUAAUCCUAACCACUUCAACUGUCAAAAGUAAUAAUAACCCCAUUUGGAAUGUUUCCUCCGAAAAGUUGAUUUUAGAUAAAAGAAAAACAAGAGUCUUGCUCAUUGUCAAAAACGAUAAAAACGAAAAACUAGAUUAUCUAGUCACUAGCUUGAAUGACAUUGUUGAUCGUUCCGAAAUCGAUAAGAAAUGGAUCCCCUUAAAAGAUGGUAAUGGUGAAAUCAAAGUCACUUCCCAAUGGAAACCCGUCAGAUUAGCUGACGUUCCUGGUGCCUCUGGCUAUAGUGAUCCAAUUGGUGUUGUAAGAGUCGCUAUCGAUAAAGCUGUUGGUUUACGUAACUUGGAAAAUGUUGGUACAAUUGAUCCCUAUGCAAGAAUAUUAAUCAAUGGUUUCCAAAGAGGAAGAACUUUGGCUGUUGAUUCAAGUAUUGACCCAAUUUGGAAUGAAGUUUUAUAUGCCACUGUUACUGGUCCAAAUCAAAAAUUAACCAUUGAAGGAAUGGAUGUUGAAAAAAUUAGUGCUGACCGUACUUUAGGUUCAUUUGAUAUCAAACUAAAUGAAAUCAUUCACAAAGGCGACGACAAUAACUACAUUGAACAUGUUGACAAAGAAUACAGAUCAAAUAAAUUAGUAUCUAAAAAAGGCCCCAAAGGUACUAUUACUUAUCAUUUGAGUUUUUUUCCUGCAAUUCCUGUUAUGGACUUGGAUGAAAUAGCUGAAGAAGAUGAAGCCACUGCUUUGAAACUCCAAAAAGAAAAAGAAAAAGAAAAAGAAAAUCCAACUAAUAAGUCUGAUAAAGACGCUAAGAUAAAUAAAGAAAUUGAUUUAGCUGAAUUAGAUAAAAGUCACAAGUUAAGAUUGAAUUUAAAUGAGCUAAUGAACUAUAACUCUGGUGUAUUUGUUUAUCAAAUUCUUCAAGGUGCUUUUAAUAACUCAAAUCUUUAUAUUCAAGCAUUUUUUGAUGCUGACAGUUAUCCUCAAUACGUCUCAGAUAAAUUAAGACAAUCCAAAUGUAUCAUCAAUGAUACAGGUGACGUAGUUGUAAAAGAAUUAGAAUAUUCAAGAGCUACAUUUCGUUUGGUUAAAGAUAAAGACCAAAGUAGAGCAGAAGAUUGUAUUGCUGAAGCAUCAUUGCCAACAAGAGUUUUAUUGCAGAAUAGUUAUGCUGGAACAUCUAAAGUUUCCUUUAAUGAUGGAUCUGUUAUUAGAUUACAAACUAAAUUUAUUCCAAUAACUUUUGAAAAUUUACCACUUCAAGAUACUAUAUUAAAUUCUGGUCAACUAACAGUAACAGUGCUAAAUGGUAGAAACUUAAUUUCAGCUGAUAGAAAUGGUAAAUCUGAUCCAUUUGUUGAAGUUAGAUUAAAUGGUAAAAAAUAUCUAAAAACCAAGACUAUUAAGAAAACAUUAAAUCCAGACUGGAUUACCAAAGAAGAAUGUGUUAUCCCAUUAACAAAUCGUACUCAUAGUCAUUUAGAAGUUCGUUGUUUUGAUUGGGACUUUGGUGAAGGACAAGAUGAUAAGUUGGGAAUUGGAUUUGUUGAUUUAACUAAAGUACCACUUGAUGCACCAUCGGAAGUUCAAGUACCAUUAAAUUUGGACGGUAAAGAUGGGGGAUACAUUACAUUAAAAUUAGCCUUCCAACCCCUUUAUAUUUACAGUGUGAGGAAGAAAGAAGGAACAUUUGCAGAUGGAGCAACCAAAGUAUUUGGAGCUGGUAAAACCUUUGUUGGUGCAGGUGGUAAAGUCAUUGGAGGAGCCGCGGGAGUUGUUGGCAAAGGAGGAUCUUUUGUUAAACAUAAAAUCUUUGGAAGAAAGAAGGAUUCAAAUGAUGAUUAA